Molecule: messenger RNA, 1146 nt
Organism: Dreissena polymorpha
Lineage: Eukaryota; Metazoa; Mollusca; Bivalvia; Myida; Dreissenidae
Product: prostasin-like
Exons: 6
Coding region: 78-698 (206 amino acids)
Biological process (GO): proteolysis
Molecular function (GO): serine-type endopeptidase activity
Source: RefSeq, a predicted model, not a curated record
GCUCUGACUUAUGCUGCAUUCGUCAUUGCGAAGCUUAAUCUCUGCGAACAGCAGUAUUUUCUUUGCCUAAAUUGAACAUGAGGACUUGGGUUCCAUAUAUCAACGGCUUACACGUUGUGCUUAUCUUUUUGGAGUUGAGAUGGUGUUACACACUUGAUAAUAAGGUUUUCGACGGCGUGCGCAAAAGUAGAGGACCAAGUGCCUCCACUUUGGGAAAGACGUGCAACGUUCUUAUGGGUUGCAAGCAGGAAAAUGACGAUAGUAAGCGUGUUGUAGGCGGCUCGGCGUUACUUCAGGGGGAGUGGCCGUGGCUGGUAUCAAUGCACUUCAUGUAUUGGGAGAACUUCACGAUUCAUUUCUGUGGAGCGACACUUAUUCACCCACAGUGGCUACUCACCGCCGCGCACUGCUUCAUGCGUGACCGCAGUGGUAAAGGCCGCCAGUCAGACAAAAACAACUGGCACGUGAUGCUCGGGGAGCAUGCGCAGGGUGAAGAGGAAGGCAUGGAGCAGAUGUUUACAUUGGACAAGAUUGUCACACACCCCGAGUUCUUGCAUGAUCAGAAAAAGAGUAUUCUCUAUGAUAUCGCCCUGGUAAAGUUGAGCAGGCCCGCUCUCAUGUCCGAGUACGUGAACACCAUCUGUAUCGAGCCCAACUACACCGCACCCGAUCACAGCCACUGCGUCACUGCGGGAUAGGGAACGUUAGUGGAAGGUGGUGUGGGAGCGGAAGUGCCGCACCAUGCGAGUUUACAGAUCGUGUCCUAUGCCGUCUGCGCCGACCGCUACGAUCUACUUCCGGAGGAAGACCGCUUUGAGAAUUUCGUGUUCGACGACUCCGUUAUUUGCGCCCUCGCUGAAGACAGGGGCUCCUGUCAUGGCGACUCGGGCGGUCCGCUGGCGUGCUUCCAUGACGGCCAUUGGACACAGGUGGGCGUGGUCUCUACUGGUUUUAGAUGCACCCACCCACUGUAUCCCGGGAUCUACACGCGCGUUAACCGCUUCUUCGACUGGAUAGAGACUGUCAUCGAGUCCAACUGAGUCGCCAAAUCUCAAGGAAACUUCUCUUCUUGUUAUACUUUGAAGUAAAUCUGCUCGACUUGAAACAUCACUGCGAUAUAAUGUAAUCGUUUCUUCUCUUUUUAUC